AAGAGACAGAAUCAAUGCGUCAGCUGUCAAGGCGUACGAAUACCUACUGCUGUUAGCUUUCUUAUCAUUUUUAUAUUAAUUCACAUUGAACGUCGCGCCGAUUACGAUGUUUACGGCUAUAAAGUAGUGUUUACAUUUCUGUAUUGACUGCCCUCGGUAAAUACCCUCGCGCACAUGACUAGCUCUCAGUAGCGCUGCAAACAUGUUACUCGUUAACGCGUGUGUUUUAGUGUUAUUUUCGCUUGUUAUUGAUAACUGUGCCGCUCGAUCUAUCGAAGAGAUCGACGAGCAUUUCCUAGUGCCACUCAAAUAUACGAGAUACGAUGAUUUAGUGAAGUUAAUCAGUGAAUUGGAGACGACUUACCCGGAUCUUGUUAAAUCAUAUUCAAUAGGCAAGUCGGUGCAAGGGCGGCAACUGUAUGUUCUACAGAUUACUGAGGGUGUGGGCACACCGCACUACGAGCGGCCGUCAGUCAAGUAUGUGGCCAACAUGCAUGGUGAUGAGUCUGUUGGGCGACAGUUGGUGAUAUAUUUGGCCCAAUAUUUGUUGGCCAACUAUGGGAAGGUUGACCGGGUGACGCGGCUUUUGAAUACGACGGAUAUACAUUUGAUGCCUUCAUUGAAUCCCGAUGGUUUUGAAAGCAGUGUGGAGGAUAACUGUGAAUCUCUGAAGGAGUUCGUUGGGAGGCACAAUGCUAAAGGCGUGGACCUCAACAGGGACUUCCCGGACCAGUUCGAUAAGAACAGGUCUAACGAAGACGAGUACUUGUAUGGAGGGCGGCAGCCUGAGACCGUGGCGCUGAUGCGAUGGGUGAACAACAAGCAGUUUGUGCUGUCCGCCAACCUGCAUGGAGGCGCUGUGGUAGCCAGCUACCCAUACGAUGAUAGCAGUACGGGACAGGAUUGCUGUGUGGACAGCCUGACACCAGACAACUCCCUGUUCAAACAUCUCGCUUCGGUGUAUGUCGCUCACAAUGAUGACAUGAAGGCCGGCGACGCCUGCCCACCAGAAAGCUUUGAUGGAGGAAUCGUUAACGGCGCCAAUUGGUACGCCGUUCGUGGUGGCAUGCAAGACUACAACUACCUCCAUUCAAACUGUUUCGAGGUGACCUUCGAGCUGUCCUGCUGCAAGUACCCCCCCGCGUCGCAACUCUUGAAGUUCUGGCAUCAGAACAGAGAUGCGAUGAUGUCGUUCAUGGAGCAGGCGCACAUCGGAGUCACAGGGGUCGUUGUUGAUGAGGCUGGUGAACCUGUUAAGAAUGCUCAAAUCAAAGUGGAUGGGAACGAGCACACGGUCCGCACUGCAGAGCGCGGCUACUUCUGGCGCAUGCUGCUCCCUGGACAAUACAACAUCACUGUCAUCGCUCCCGGCUACUCCAUCCCUCCAUUCACGUUAGUAACGGUCCCGGUCAACCAGUCGAUCCCGGUCACCAUGAACAUGACGGUCCACCGGCGCCCGCGCCUCCUCACCGCGGUGCACGAAAGGCGCGCGCGUCACGACAUCGACGGUAUUUCCGCAGUGGACUUCUCGCAUCACAACUACGCGAAGAUGGAGAGCUACCUGCGAGAGCUGCACGAACAGUACCCGGCCAUCACCAGGCUCAGGAGUAUUGGCAAGUCGGUUGAGGGCAGGGAGCUGUAUGUGUUUGAGGUGACCAAGGAUCCCGGAGAACAUAAGGCUGGUAAACCGGAGUUCAAAUACGUGGCGAACAUGCAUGGUAACGAGGUGGUCGGGCGGGAGCUCCUCCUUCUGCUCGCUAAGUACCUGUGCCAGCAGUACGUGGCCGGCGACCCUCGGAUACAGACCAUGCUCAACACCACCAGGAUACACCUCAUGCCCAGCAUGAAUCCCGACGGCUACGAGAGGGCUGAAGUCGGCGAUUUCAGCAGUCUAAAAGGAAGAGGCAAUGCUAACAACGUCGAUCUCAACAGAAAUUUCCCCGAUCAAUUUGGCGACACGGCGGACAAUUCGUCUCCAGAACCGGAAACGAUAGCAGUAAUGAAUUGGUCGUUAUCUGAACCGUUCGUGUUGUCAGCUAACCUGCACGGAGGUGCCCUAGUGGCUAACUAUCCGUACGAUGGCAACCCCGGAAUGAGAAGCGGUCAUGAAUAUCUCACGCCUGACAACCCUGUGUUCUUGCAUCUUGCUCAUACGUAUUCCGAUGCACAUCACAAGAUGCACUUAGGGGAACCAUGUAAGAACGUACCCAGCGAAACUUUCCCUGAAGGCAUCACUAAUGGUGCUAAAUGGUACGUACUAGCGGGCGGCAUGCAGGACUGGAACUACUUAUACACCAACGAUAUGGAGAUCACGCUAGAGCUCGGCUGCUUCAAGUUCCCGCCCCCCGGCGACCUGCCCACCUACUGGGAGGAUAACAGGGAGGCGCUUCUGGCGUUCAUAGAACAGGUCCACCGCGGCGUCCACGGCUACGUCCACAGCCACAUCGGGCACCCGCUGGUGAACGCGACCAUCCGCGUCAACAGCAUCGCGCACAUGGUCCACACCGGCAGCUACGGCGACUACUGGCGGCUGCUCGAGCCAGGGACCUACAAUGUCACUGCUAUGAAGGAAGGCUACGAAAGCGUAACAGAGCAAGUGACAGUACCAGCUUCAGGAUCGAUCAGCGUCAACUUCACGCUCAUGGCGGACGAUCCCCAGCACUGGUCAUCGGCCUACGACUUCCGUGUGUUGGACAACGUUAUAAACACGCGAUACCACUCGCGGCUGGAGCUGUACGCCGCGCUGUCGGAGCUCGAGAACCGCUUCUCUAACAUCGCGGAGUUCCGCGCCGGGGACAGCCUCCGGACAUCCACCUUCCACCAGCUGAAGAUCACUGAUGAGGUCGGAUCGCCAGAAGAAACAAAAUUCCACAUCGCGAUAUGCAGUAGUUUCUACGGCUCUCAGCCCCUCGGCCAAGAAAUGCUGAUCAACUUCGCCCGUCACAUCGCCACAGCAUACACUAUCGGCGAACCCGUCCACAAGCGACUCCUACAAAACGCCGUCCUACACUUCAUACCCAACAUAGACAUACUAUCCGACAAAAUUAUAAAACAAUACGAUGAUACAGACCACUGCAAUAUCGACGCUUUGGAAGAGGAAUUUGGAGACAGUCUAUACAGCUAUCUAACAAAAAAAGAUUUGAACCCACUUUCAAAUUAUACGCGAGAAAAAUCGUUUAUCAACAUGCUUGAAUCAGAGAAGUACGAUGUGAUUCUAGAACUUUCUUCAGGUUCCGAGGAUAUUUUUUACCCGGAAAUGUCGAAGAGUUUGUUCGAGAAGUUCGCUCAGACGUACCAGGAUAGCAGGGACGCGAACGAGAAGUACCAGUGCAGGAGUAAUGGGGUGAAGCAUGGGGACCUGAUAGAUGUGUUGUACGAGAGGUAUAACACGCCGGUGAUAUCGGCUGGCCUGAGCUGUUGCAAGAUGCCGGUGAAGGAGGAGAUAGCGUGGGUCUGGAGGAAUAAUCUGCGAGGGAUUAUGAAGUUUGUUGAGCUGGCUAAUACUGGUGUUGUGGGCUACAUAAAGAGUACUGACGGCAUGCCGAUGCGUGACGCCGUGGUUGCCAUCACGGGUAUCGAACGCCAGUACCGCGUGACCCGCAACCAGGCACACUACCGCAUCAUGCUACCGCCCGGCGUCUACCGGGUUAUCGUCCGGUGCCAUAACUAUCACGACCAGAUGCUGACGUGGACGGUAGUUGACGGUGUCCUAAAGAACAAGGACAUCGUCCUCCGCCGCCUCAACACGGACACAGUGCCCGGCGGGACCUUCGCGGAGGUACACGUGGAAGAGGACCCCAACGUCGUGUAUGUUACUGGUUUAACGCUAGACCACAACAGCGUCCCGCUACCCUCUGUAGCAGUAAGCGUGCAUCCUAUCGGGUCUAAGAUGGCGGUAGCGACCAACGAGAGCGAUUCUAAUGGCCGCUACGUGUUGACUCUGCCACUAGAGUACAAAGCUAAGGAGGUGUUUGUUAAUGCCGCCCUCAGCGGGUACAUUACUAAGCAGAAACGUAUUGUGGUAAGCAAGGACAACGUGACACCAAACGUGUUGUUCAAACUGGAGGGAGACGACUACGUGCUCGGGAUGCCCAGGCUCGUGUUCGUCAUGUUAGCCGGUGUGAUAGGCGUAGCAGUGGUGACAGUAUCGGCGUGGUGCUUCAGCUGCCGCGAGAAGGCGAAGGACUCGCGCCGCCAGUACCUGUUCACGCAGAUACCCAGCGACGAUAAGCGGCCGCUGUGUGACGAUACCGCCACUUAUGAUAUCGUACGCAAACCUUACUUUGAUGAAGAAGACUUGCCGCCGUCAGAAACAGAUUCAGAGGAAGAGAUCGUAUUACUGCGUUCUGAUAGAGAAUGGAAACAGGGAGAUCAAGAGUAAAGCAACAGUUGUAUGACGUCAUAAUUCUACCAAAAGGGUAUUUGACUAAUAAUAAUCUGUUUGGUCCGUCAGACAGAUUUAUACGUAUUUUUCAUUAAUCAUAUCAUUGAAAAUGCAAGGAUAUAAAAAGCACUUAAGUACCAUGCUUAAGUGCUCUUUAUCUUCUUGGUGGUAAUAGGAGCUAGUCACUUGCUAGCAAAAACGUACUGGUAAGUGACGUCACAUGAGAUUUUCAAUCACCUUCAUUUUUGUUUUCGUGAUAAAGGAAAAAUACACAUCGGGAUCCGUAUAUAGUAUACAAUUUUUUUGUCAAAUAUCAAGUGUCCAAGCGCUUUAAGAGUGAAUAGGUGACUCUUAAAGCGCUUGCACACCAGACGGGAAACGACUCUUAAAAACAACUGACAAAAUGAAAUCAUUUGACCUCAAAUACGUUGGUGCUUUGAGUAGCCUAACAGUUUCAUUGUGUUAAGAGCUCUUAUCAGUGACAAAAGUAUUCAAUAAUACUUUUAAUUGGAGAGACGGAUAUGUGAUUCUACUACUAUAUACGAAACGCGAUAUACGUGACCUCUUUAUGCUUGCACCGUAUGGGUCAAUUCACACUUAAAAAACAGCGGCCGGUAGCGACUUUAUAUGGCAUAUGAUUAUGAAUCCUAUCUACAGUUGCAAAAGUUUACAGUCGUUUGAAGGCAAAGGAUAGCAAGGCUGAUCAGAAACUUGCCCUUACGUUACGGCCGCUGGUGCUCUAUCUCUUUCAGUGGAAAUUGACCCUUAGAGUAUCAGUAUAUUGCCAACAUUAAUCAGAGAUCAACUGUAGUACUUGUUCAUACAUGCUUCCUUUAUUUAUUAGAACUAAUGAGAAUAUAUCAGUUAAAUAGCAUUGUUGUAAAACAAUUAUAAUACGUACAAUCUGAGCAGACAGCAAAAAAAGUCUAUUACAACAACUACAAAUGCUAAAUAACUUGUCGAAUAUUAAAGUUAAGGAUCAAUCUAUGAUUAUUAAACUACAUUAGAAAAUAAUUCGCAGUUUCUUGUUAAUUAAAUCUGAUUGUGGGCGUAGACUUUUGUUGCUAACUGCACAUCAUAUAAAAUUUAUUCGCGUAGAAAAACUUUUUUACUAUUUUAACUAACUAAAUGGUUGUAAUAUUCGUUGUUAAUUUAAAAAGUUAAAAAAAAAAUGUAAACAAAAUAACCUAUGUAAUAUAUUAAUUGGAAAGAUCUCUAAAAAAAACAUCCCAUUUGAAAUGUAUCAGUAUUAAAAAAUGCAUACAAAUAUUUAUUUGAAGCCCACACUAAUAUGCUCUACAUUCCGUUUCAAUAAAAAAAAAAACAAAUGACCAUAGAAGUAAAUUAAAAAAAAUAUGGUCAGAUAAAAAUAUACUAAA
Messenger RNA from Trichoplusia ni (cabbage looper), 5763 nucleotides. It is a transcript of the gene svr, whose product is annotated as carboxypeptidase D-like. Gene Ontology annotation, biological process: proteolysis. Gene Ontology annotation, molecular function: zinc ion binding; metallocarboxypeptidase activity. Bases 203 to 4381 code for a protein of 1392 amino acids. The transcript has 22 exons. The record is from RefSeq and is a predicted model, not a curated record. NCBI's taxonomy places the organism in Eukaryota, Metazoa, Arthropoda, Insecta, Lepidoptera, Noctuidae.